AUGUAUCAGACUGUUGACUCAACUGUUGCUGGUGACGAAGUAAGGUUUGAGGACUUCAGGGAGGUAAAGGAGAACAUGCAGCUCCUUGAGAAGAAGUUCCGAGAUCUAGAAGGAGACCACGUCUUUGGAUCUGCUGCCAAAGAAAUGUGUCUGGUGUCCGGGUUGGUGAUUCCAGCCAAAUUCAAAACUCCAGACUUCGACAAAUACAAGAGGCAUACUUGUCCAAAGAGCCAUCUCAUCAUGUAUUACCGCAAAAUGGCUGCAUACGUGGAGGACGACAAGCUGAUGAUCCACUGUUUUCAGGCCAACUUGAGUGGGGCUCCUUCCAAAUGGUACCUAAGUCUGGAUCAGAAUAGGAUCAGGUGUUUCCAAGAGCUGUCAGAGGCGUUCAUAAAGCACUAUAAAUACAACAUGGACAUGGCACCUGACAGAAGACAGUUGCAGAGCAUGUUCCAGCAGGAUAAGGAGUCCUUCAAAGAGUACGCUCAGAGAUGGAGGGAACUGGCUUCUCAGGUUGAACCACCUCUUGCUGAAAAAGAAUUGGUUGAAUUGUUUAUCGACACUGUCCAACCCCAAUUCUACGAGAAGAUGGUUGGAAGUGCUUCUUUGGGAUUCUCCGAGCUUGUUGCUAUAGGAGCUCGCGUUGAAUAUGGCGUAAGGAAUGGCAAACUGGCGGCUGUAGCUGGAACUUCAAAUGCUAAUCCAAAGAAGUUCUCUGGAGGGUUUCCUAGAAAGAAGGAAGGGGAAACAAAUGUUGUGACUGCUGGUCAAGGAAGAGCUCCUCCAAGAAGGAGACCACAACAAUAUCCACCUCAGUAG
Messenger RNA from Lathyrus oleraceus (garden pea), 819 nucleotides. RefSeq lists its product as uncharacterized. NCBI's taxonomy places the organism in Eukaryota, Viridiplantae, Streptophyta, Magnoliopsida, Fabales, Fabaceae. The record is from RefSeq and is a predicted model, not a curated record. The transcript has a single exon. The coding region runs from base 1 to 819 and encodes 272 amino acids.